This is a messenger RNA of Rhodofomes roseus, 672 nucleotides long. RefSeq lists its product as uncharacterized. The transcript is spliced from 4 exons. Lineage: Eukaryota; Fungi; Basidiomycota; Agaricomycetes; Polyporales; Fomitopsidaceae. Bases 1 to 672 code for a protein of 223 amino acids. The record is from RefSeq and is a predicted model, not a curated record.
AUGGCUCGGAGCAAGCAGAGCCAUGUCACGGGCACCCCAUCGAACAGCCUGGAUCUAGUCAAUCUGGACCUGGUACCUGGAAACAAUGCUGCGACCAGCACAGGGAUCGACAACGCAAGCUAUACAGGCGUUCGUUUCCGCCGGCUGGAGCGCGGGGAUGAGCCAGACAACAUCCCAUCCCUCUUCCGCGAAUGGCAUACCUCGAACUUGUUGACGAUUGCAGGGCGUGGGAUUCCCGUGAAGCAUUGGGACAAGGUUUACAAGAAGAGGAGUGGGGUAGUUGAGACGGAUGCCUGGCAUGCAUUGAGGGUCGAGUGGGGCAACUGGAAGUUCUUGGCCGAGGAACGCGAUCGAUUUUCGUCUGAAGACGCGUUCUGGGACAAGUAUAGCAACGAGGAACGAGAGCGGCUGUCAUAUCAGCAGAUACUUGACAGGCUGCAGAAGGAUCGCACCUGGACUGAUGCCGCAGACUACGAUGCGGCGAUGAGGUACUUCGGAGGUGACCUAGGCCGCUCCGACACCCAAGGAGUGUUCCGAUACAAGAAGAGCGGGAAGUGGAGGAUCUGCGACAAGAAGCUCACGGUUGCGAAGAAAUGGCGAGCGUUGUUGGAGAAGGAUGAAACAAUCCGGGCGAACUGGGAAGCCAUGCAGGCUGCAAGCCCGUCGGAUUGA